Molecule: messenger RNA, 1476 nt
Organism: Angiostrongylus costaricensis
Lineage: Eukaryota; Metazoa; Nematoda; Chromadorea; Rhabditida; Metastrongylidae
Source: the annotation of a GenBank genome assembly
AUGUUCUACUUUGCUUAUGAUAGUUAUAUGAAUUUCGCUUAUCCUGCAGAUGAACUAGAUCCCAUCCAUUGCAGAGGUAGAGGACAUGACCAUGAUGAUCCUGGAAAUAUCAACAUCAAUGAUGUGUUGGGUGACUACUCGUUGACGUUAAUCGACUCAUUGGAUACUCUUGUUGUGUUAGGUGAUCAUGCUGAGUUUAAGAGAGCUGUUUCAUUGGUAAUAAAUUCUGUCAGUUUUGAGAGGAACACAACAGUUCAGGUGUUUGAGGCUACAAUAAGAGUCAUCGGGUCACUUCUAUCUGCUCAUCUGAUAGCAUCCGAUAAAUCGCUCUUAUUUGGCAACUUUUCUAUUCCCGACUACGACGGAGAACUGCUAACAUUAGCACAUGAUCUGGUUGCACGUCUUCUUCCGGCGUUUGAAGGCACAAAGACAGGUCUACCAUAUCCUCGGGUCAAUUUAGUAAAUGGCAUACUAGAGGGAACUGUGGAAGAGACGUGUACAUCAGGAGCAGGUUCUUUACUAUUAGAGUUUGGGAUCUUAUCGCGUCUGCUGGGUGAUCAGACCUUCGAACGCACUGCCAGACGCAUAAAUGAAAAACUGUGGCAAUUACGUGAUCCGAACACUGGAUUACCAGGGAAUCUCAUUAACAUUCAAACUGGGGAGUGGGUUGGAUAUCUCAGUGGAGUUGGUGCAGGCCUAGACUCAUUCUACGAGUAUUUUUUGAAAGGCAUUUGCUACUUUCCUCAAUAUAUUUAUUCACGUUUGUUAUGUUUAUUUAAUUUCCUAAACGAAUUUUUAGCCUACAUUUUGUUUGGCGAACCUCGAGAUUUACAACUAUUUAAUGAAGCAUACGGCGCCAUUCUCGCAAAUAUGCGUCGAGGAAGAGCUUCAUGUAACUCCAAUGAUGGCGAGCCACCACUUUUUGUAAAUGUUGAUUCACGGGAUGGUAGCAUUGCUAAUACAUGGAUUGAUUCAUUGCAAGCAAGCUUUGCUGGUCUAUUAGUGCUAGCUGGUCAACUUGAAGAGGCGAUCUGUCAGCACGCAUUUUACUACGCUGUAUGGAGUAAGUACGGUGUUCUUCCCGAAAGAUUCAACUGGCACCUUAAAAGUCCAGAUGUGAAUUUUUAUCCACUACGCCCUGAGUUUGUUGAGUCAACGUACUACUUAUACCGCGCUACCAAAAACCCAUUUUACUUGAAUGUUGGACGAGAAAUACUUGACUCUCUUAAUAGCAAAACUAGGGUACAAUGUGGUUUUGCCACUGUUCACAACGUUGUCGAUGGUACCUUGGAAGAUCGUAUGGAGUCUUUCUUUUUAGCAGAAACAAUGAAGUACUUGUAUCUGUUGUUCGACGAAGAUAACCCCGUUAAUAUACAUCAGGAACGACUCCUUUUCACUACCGAAGGCCAUAUUAUACCUGUCCUGCAAAAGUUUAGGUUACUACUUCUGUUUUUUCUUGUCUUUUAUAUCAUUUAA